CUCGGCUCUUGCUCACUAGGGUAGCUGGGACCGUUAGCUCGCCUGGCUGGCAAGCUGCGGGGGGCCCCCGCUCUGCCGUCUGCCGGGAUGGAGACGAUGCGAGCACAGCGGCUGCAGCCCGGCGUAGGUGCCGGCGGGAGAGGCACUCUUGAUCACCCCCUCGAGGUGGCUUUUUUGAUCUUCUUAACACAAGACGACAUCUGGGUGUGGUGGUGCACACCUUUGAUCCCAGCAAAUGGGAGACAGGCUGUGGUGACCAGGAGCAAGAGACUUGGUGCAGGCACCCAAAGUCCAGCAGCACUUGGAGCUGGUCUCAGUGCUGAGCUCUCUGCCUUUCCUCUUGCAGUGAAUGUGGUGGAGGCACUUCAGGAAUUCUGGCAGAUGAAGCAGUCCCGGGGCGCUGACUUGAAGAAUGGGGCUCUGGUGGUGUACGAGAUGGUCCCUUCCAACAGCCCUCCCUAUGUCUGCUACGUCACUCUGCCUGGGGGAAGUUGUUUUGGGAGUUUCCAGUUUUGCCCCACAAAAGCUGAGGCCCGGCGCAGUGCUGCGAAGAUUGCGCUAAUGAACUCCGUGUUCAAUGAACAUCCAUCCCGAAGAAUUACUGAUGAGUUUAUUGAGAAGAGUGUCUCAGAGGCCCUGGCAUCUUUCAAUGGUAACAGAGAGGAAGCUGACAACCCAAAUACAGGAAUUGGUGCUUUCCGAUUCAUGCUGGAAUCUAAUAAGGGCAAAUCAAUGCUGGAGUUUCAGGAGCUAAUGACAGUUUUUCAGCUGUUGCACUGGAAUGGCAGCCUUAAGGCCAUGAGGGAAAGACAGUGCUCACGACAGGAGGUGUUGGCUCAUUAUUCGCACCGGGCCCUGGAUGACGAUAUUCGCCACCAAAUGGCUUUAGACUGGGUGAGCCGGGAGCAGAGCGUGCCAGGGGCACUGUCUAGAGAGCUGGCCUCCACUGAACGAGAGCUGGAUGAAGCCCGGCUGGCGGGCAAGGAGCUGCGCUUCCACAAGGAGAAGAAAGAUAUUCUCAUGCUGGCUGCUGGGCAGUUGGGCAACAUGCAUCCUUCCAGCUGCUGAGCACCUGCCCUCUUCAGCCUUUUUUGUAUGUCUCUUUUUUAAGACAUAGGAUGAUUUCUGUAUAUACUUUCUCAAUUUUAUACUUUAAAAUAUAGACAUAUAUGUAUAAAUUCUACACCUGGAUUCCUAUUUGCUGAGAUCCCUUUUCUAACUUCCAGUUUGGAGAUGUAGUUACCUUUGAAAUAUCACUGUUCCAUUUUAGAGGUUUGUUGGCUCUUAAACCUUCAGAUUAAGUAUAUAAGUCAUUUCAGUAGUACAGUACAAUUUACUAAGUGUUCAUGUCUCUUUUUUUAAAAAAUAGCAGUCACCUGCCAGGCAGUGGUGGUGAACACCUUUAAUGACAGCACUGGGGAGGUAGAGGCAGGUGGAUCUCUGUGAGUUUGAAGCCAGCCUGCUCUAUAGAGCUAGUUCCAGGACAGCCAAGGCUAUACAGAGAAACCCAGUCUCAAAAAGCCAAAAACAAAAAUUAAACAAACAAAGCAGUCACGUGUGAUGACUCAUAGCUAUAAUCUCUGCAUUCAGAAGUCUGAGACAGUAUUGCUGUGAAUAUGAGGCCAGCCCGGACCACACAGUGACUUACAGAUCAGCAUGGGCUACAGGGUAUAAGACCAUCUCAAAUCCUUCUUUCCCUACAUAUAAAACAACAGUCAGUAAUAAGGAGUAUGUGUUCCACCCUCACCCAUAUUCUUGUUUUCUCUAGACUAAAACAGGGUGUGACCUCUGCCUUGAGGUGUACCUUCUUAUACUCUCCUGCUCGCUUUCCUCCUUCCUUACCUCCACAGGCUCCUUUGUUUGGGGACUUCCUUACCUUAUUCAGAAGGAACAGGAGAUCUGGCUUCUUUUUGUUUUGUGGGACAUCUUACUAAGUAAAUCUGGCUGGCCUGAAACUCAUUCUGUAGACUAGGAGGGCUUCAUACUUGUGGCAGUAUUCUUGCUAAGACCAUAGGCAUGGGUUGCCUGGCCUGGCCUGGUUUUUAUUCUGAAGUCACUCCUGCCCAAAAAAUUCACAUGGAGGGUGGGGAUGGCACUACUUACACUGCCUCUGGGCUAUCGAUGCCCUUCCAGCAGUCUACAUUUCUGGACAUAAGAAGAGGGUGAGAGUUUCUGCUCUCACCUUUCAGCAUUCCCUGCUGUCAUUUCUCUCCUGCUCACCAUACUGAGUAAAGCCUCUCACCCCCCACACCCCCCCACCCCCGCCAUUUCAUUUUGUUUAUGUAGCCCAGGCUGGCCUCAAAUUCUCCUGGUAGGUGAGAAUGACCUUGAACCGCUGAGCCUCCUGCAUCCACCUCCCACCUGCUAGGAUUACGAUGGAGUAUCACCGCAUCUGCCUUAACCCUUCCUUCAGUGACUGGAAACAUCCUGCUCUUUAGAAACUGCAUCUGUUCUGUUUAGUGAGAACCUCAGAGGAAUCUCAGGCCCACCGAGUUGUGCUGUUUACUCUUAAAUGUACACUCCUUAGAUUCUCAUUUCCUGUGUCUUCCUUCUCUUCCUCCACAUGGACUGAGAACAAGUUGAUGAACCAUGGAUGAGAAUGCGGUUCUUCCUAAGUGGCACCUGGGUAGCUUGCAGAAAAAAGAGAACUAGUUACUUGUGUGUAAAGAGAGAAAUGACCUGGCAGAUAGGCAGAGUUCUAUUUCUUCCUUGUUUCUGUGAUCUCUGCUAUACUGUAUUGUUGUGCAGUGCACUUUCUCUCAAUAUACUGCUACUAUAAUUUGACUUCCCAUUGAACAUUUGCAGUUUGCUUUUGGAUUAGGAACCAGGCCCUGGUGUAGGUCUGUAAUCCCAGUUACUCUGGAGGCUAAGGCAAGGAGAUCAGAAAUUUAAGGUCCAUCCUAACUUGAGUGAGGUCAGAGGCAACCUGGGUAACUUACCCAGACUGUCUCAAAAAUAUAAAGUGAAAACAGGGCUGGGGAUAUAGCUUAGUGUUAGAGUUUGACUGGCAUGUGAGGCCUGAGUUUAAUCUCUACUGCAGAAAGGGGGUGGGGUGGGAGAUUUGCAGGGAAGAGGAAAGGAAGGAACAAGGUGAAAAGCAGCUUUCUUGCUUUUUAAAAUCAUCUUUGUGACAAGGACACAUGGGAUCAGGUAGUGAGCCCAGUUACAAGUGUCUGUGCUUAGAAAAGGGUUCCUUUAUCCUUUUAGCCUGCCUCUUUAUUUCAUAAAGCACACUGGGUUGGAACAGAGGCUCCCACAUUGCGUGACAGGUGUUAUCUGUUUUCAAUUGGUGUGUAUAACCCAGAAGCCACGGACCCUCCCAUUUAUCCUCUACUUCUUUCUUUGUGUAAGACCUGUUAAGGAGUAUGAGCUUGGGGAAGCAUUGCCCUUGCACCUCCUGGAUUCACUGUUUUUCUCAAAACCAUACAACUCCAAAAAACACAAGAAGAAUUGUUCUGUCCACUUUUGAUGUUAAAGAUUUUAGUUAUCUUUUUGGUACUUUCUAUGUAUUUUAUAUGUAAAAUUUUACACAAUUAAAAAUGGGUUUUUGUCUAGUAA
Messenger RNA from Cricetulus griseus (Chinese hamster), 3558 nucleotides. The record is from RefSeq and is a predicted model, not a curated record. NCBI's taxonomy places the organism in Eukaryota, Metazoa, Chordata, Mammalia, Rodentia, Cricetidae.